Fusarium keratoplasticum is the source of this 1197-nucleotide messenger RNA. RefSeq lists its product as uncharacterized. Gene Ontology annotation, biological process: fungal-type cell wall organization. The record is from RefSeq and is a predicted model, not a curated record. The transcript has 3 exons. Bases 1 to 1197 code for a protein of 398 amino acids. Gene Ontology annotation, cellular component: plasma membrane; fungal-type cell wall. Lineage: Eukaryota; Fungi; Ascomycota; Sordariomycetes; Hypocreales; Nectriaceae.
AUGCAUUCCAUGAAGCUCCUCUCCGCCAUUGCGGCUCUUGGUGUCACCGCCGUCUCUGGCGCCGCCACCUGCACCAAGGAUGUCAAGGUCACCCAGCCUACUCCCGUGAUCGACUGCAAGGUCAUUGAUGCCAACCUUAUCAUCGACAAGUCCGUUGCUGGCGAGGUCGUCAUUACCGGCCCCGAGGAGAUUACUGGCGACUUUAUUGCCAACGAUGCCUCUAAGAUCAUCUCCCUGUCGAGCAGUUCCAUUACCACCAUCGGUGGCAAGCUUUCCCUCGAAUCCCUCGAGGCUCUCCAGACUCUCCAGAUGGACGCUCUGACCGACGUCGGCGAGCUGAGCUUCAUCACUCUCCCCCGUCUCGGCACGCUCGUUUUCGGUACCAAGGGCGUUACUAAGAUCAGCUCCAUCCGAAUCAGCGACACCUACCUCAGCGAUCUGAGCGGUCUCAGUGUCGCCGCCGUCGAUAGCUUCCAGAUUGACAACAACAGGAAGAUCACCAGCUUCAACUCGGAUCUUGUUAAUGUUACCAAGGAACUCCUUAUCUUUGACAACGGCAACAACAUGGACAUCACCAUGAACAAGCUCGAGCUCGCUGCCGAGGUCCAGAUCUCCAACGCCAAGAACUUCGAAGUUCCCGCCCUUGAGCGCGUUACCAAGAGUCUUAAGUUCACUAGCAACCCUGAGCUGAAGUCUCUGACCUUCCCCAACCUCACCAAGGUCUCCGAGACCAUCUCUUUUGUCGACAUGAACAAGCUCACCAACAUCUCCUUCCCCGUCCUCGAGACCAUUGGUGGAGGUCUUGCCAUCGAGAACAACACCAAGCUCCUGGCCAUUGACGACCUCCCCAAGCUCAAGACUGUUUAUGGCGGUAUCAGCCUCCGUGGUAACUUUGACACCGUCAAGCUCCCCAAGCUUGAUACCGUCAGCGGCACUGUCGUCGUCACUUCCACCACCGAUAUCAAGGAGUUCUGCGAGUUCUUCAAGGAUCUCAAGGAUGACGGCAAGAUCGAGGGCAAGGAGACCUGCACCUGGAACAACCCCGAGGCUAACAAGGGCGGCGACGGUGGCGAGAGCGACACCAAGUCCGGCUCCAGCUCUGAUAGCCAGGAUGAGGAGGAUGCUGCUGGCAUCCUCAACGUUAACAUGGCCGCUCUGGCCGUUGUUGGUCUUUUCGCUGUUGCUCAGCUGCUGUAA